Messenger RNA from Letharia columbiana, 522 nucleotides. RefSeq lists its product as uncharacterized. The record is from RefSeq and is a predicted model, not a curated record. Gene Ontology annotation, cellular component: cell wall. Gene Ontology annotation, molecular function: structural constituent of cell wall. The coding region runs from base 1 to 522 and encodes 173 amino acids. The transcript has a single exon. NCBI's taxonomy places the organism in Eukaryota, Fungi, Ascomycota, Lecanoromycetes, Lecanorales, Parmeliaceae.
AUGCCUUCCAUCCAGAAAAUCGUCCUCGCUCUGGCCUUCGUUGCCACCACCUUUGCCGCUCAGAUUGCCGACGGUCAGCUCCAGCAGCCCACAUCUGUGGUGACCCCAGCCGUCGUCAACCAGAUCACCGACGGCCAGCUCCAACAGGCGACAUCCACCCCUGUUGCCGUCGUCGCUCCCGCCAUCAAGCAAAUUAACGACGGUCAGCUCCAGCAAGCCACCUCCACCUCUACCCCUGUUGCCGUUGUCACUCCCGCCAUCAAGCAAAUCAACGACGGUCAGCUCCAGCAAGCCACCUCUACCUCCGUUGCCGUUGUCACUCCCGCCGUCAAGCAAAUCACCGACGGUCAACUCCAGCAAGUCGCCUCGGCCAGCGUGUCCCCAAGCGCUACCGCCAACGGUACCCUCACCACACCAUCUCCUUCGGCUGCUACUUUCCACGGUGCUGCUUCUCUCAUGAGCUACAGCAUGGAGCUAGUGACCGUCGCCAUCGGUGCCGCUGCCGUCUUGGCCAUGCUGUAA